AUGGGUUCUACAAAAAGAAAUCAGUCUGUUAUUCUUUACUUUGGUGAUCAAACCGAAAAGAACAUUCCGUUUGAGGAACUCUUCGCAUACUCCCAAGAAUCUGAUAGGACGAGGCAGUUUCUGCAGAAUGCUCUUCGUUCUAUUCAGCUCGUGACUGAGACUCUAAAUGAGCCGGAAAGGUCCAAAUACAAGUUUGACUCGUUCGAGGAGGUUUCCAAGCGGCUAGCAGCGGACUCUUCGCCAGAUGUAGUCUUACGGACUAUAGUCUUAUGUGCAGCUCAGCUAGGUUACUUGAUAGCUGUUUUAGAGAAAGAUGAAGUAUUACGUGACACAUGGGCUGAACAAAAGACCAUAAUCGUUGCCUCAUGCGCUGGUCAACUACCAGCUGCCAUAGCGGCCAGUUCCCACUCACUAGAUGAGCUUGUCGAUCUCGCCCCAGAGACUGUAGCAAUUGCGUUUAGAAUCGGCAUGGAUGUGGACCGACGAACGGCUUCACUUGGCGAUGACCGUAGCCAAAGCUGGGCUAAAGCUGUUUUCGGUGUUUCGGCACCCGAUGCACAGAGGGCAGUUGACAAGUUUCUCCUAAGUGAAGUAAGUCGAUUUACAACUUGCCGCGCUUCCCUGGCCGACCUGAAAUGGCUAAACUAA
This is a messenger RNA of Talaromyces amestolkiae, 648 nucleotides long. RefSeq lists its product as uncharacterized. The coding region runs from base 1 to 648 and encodes 215 amino acids. The transcript is spliced from 2 exons. The record is from RefSeq and is a predicted model, not a curated record. NCBI's taxonomy places the organism in Eukaryota, Fungi, Ascomycota, Eurotiomycetes, Eurotiales, Trichocomaceae. Gene Ontology annotation, molecular function: transferase activity.